UGUCAAGUUGAACUUCGAAGAUGAUUUUAGUUUCCCCAUCGAGUGGCUUUUACCUCCCAGAGAUAUCUACAACUUCAAACCUUCCUUAGUUGACAAUCUAGAGGCUUAAGAGCAUCUUAAAAUUACUAAUUGGGAAAGUUUGCUCAUUUUUCUCCAGGACAUCUCUAUCCGGAAGGUCUCUAAAUAUUUCCUUUUCAUGCAGGAGGUUGUGGGUACACCAGUGAAGAUUUUAUGAAAGGGUUUAAUCUUGGAGAAUGUUGGAGGCCUCACGUUGAGUCAUUUCCCUUCAACAGCAACUGCCCAAUAGCUCAAAUGCUAACAGAGAUGGCUCUAGAGCCUUGGAACCACUUGGUGGAUAUAAGAGCUCAUCCUGACCAAAAAUGACCCACGCUUGAGUCAGCAAUGAUAGACCCCUUACCCCUCUUUCCCCUAGGCUGAAGAGGAUAGCCACUUUUUUUCUUGCCCCAAGGAAAUGGGUCUGCAAGAAAAGGAAAGGAUCCCCUUUCAAAGAAACUGCGGGUGAAGAACAACAACAGGAGGUCAUUCCUCCUCAUAUGGUGAUGACAAUAACAACCUCACCCAUUCGUUCACUAUUAUUGUUGGCUUGGCUGCUAUUUUUUCUAUCAGAAAUGUUAUAUUUCUCAGGCUACUGUUGCUGCUACCAGUAACCCUUAUUAUUCUUCUCCUCCUCUUCCUCGUACCAUCGAACUCUCUUCCACUUUUUCUGAUGCUUUGGGUAAUUUUAUGAGCUUUUUUAAUUUAUUUGAGUUGUGUUUAUGUUGUUAACAUUAAAUGUUUGUGUAAGGUCUAUGGAUCCGAUUAUGAUUUUGAAGCUAGCAUAUGAUUAGGUGGCCCAGUCGAGACAAAGAGCCGAAAGUUAUGGAGAAUGACAAUGAAGAGGGUUUGGAGGUUGAGGGUUGGAAGAAUGUUGAGAGAACGAUGAUGUUAACGUAUUGGACUUGCCAGAUAGCCAUCAUUACGGAGCUCGUGGGAGAGAUGUCUUUGACGGGACAAGGAUAUUUAUGACAAGCCAAAUCCUGUCAUUCAUUCUAACUUUGAUGGGAUAAAGCAAUUGAGUUCAUGUGAUAUUUGGUGACCAAACGACUUCAUGUUGCCAAUGAAGAUUAGAUCAUCCAUUGUCUAAAUAGUCAACCCGGGAGGGUGAGCUCACAGGUGACCACCGAACUUGCUGGCGUUUGAUUUUGUCGAUGGAGGAUGGUGGUUGUGCGAGGCUCGUCGGAGCUGAGAUUCAUGGAUUUCAUACAUUGCAAGAUUUGGAUGUUAAAAACAUGUUGGAAGAAGCCAAGUCAAGAUGGUUACGCCCAAAUGAGAUUCAUGCUAUACUGUGCAACCAUAGAUAUUUCUCCAUUCAAGCGAAGCCAGUGAACAUGCCGAAAAGUGGUACUAUUGUAUUGUUUGAUCGAAAGAUGCUGAGGAACUUUCGAAAAGAUGGUUAUAAUUGGAAAAAGAAAAAGGAUGGGAAGACUAUUAAAGAAGCUCAUGAACACUUAAAAGUUGGUGAUAAAGAAAGGAUUCAUGUAUAUUAUGCACAUGGUGAAGAUAACUCAACCUUUGUUCGCAGGUGUUAUUGGCUGCUAGAUAAGUCUUUGGAGCAAAUAGUUCUUGUUCAUUAUCGUGAAACAAAGGAGGUUUCACUAGCCACACAUUCAAAUUCGAGUUCGUUAACAGAUCAGUCUACUCCUUUGCUUGUUACAGAAGAGUUUGAUUCUGGAAUUGCUAAUACAUAUUCUGAAGAACCAGGUGAGAGUGUUAAUGUUAGAAAUCAUGAAAUGAAGCUUCUUGAGAUUAAUACACUUGAAUGGGAUGAGCUUCUGGUGGCAAAUGGUGCUAAUGAUUCGAUUGCAUCUAGAGGAGACAAUGUUUCUUGCUUUGACCAACAGAACCAAAUGGCAGUAAAUGACUUCUCAAAUUAUGGUGGCCUUAUCUCUGCUCAUAAUUUAUCAACAGAAACCUCUUUGCUCGUUAAUUCAAUUGCACCGGUUGCUCAAAGCAAUAAUGCUUACCUUGGCACCACGGGGGGUGUUUGUAAUCAGAUAUCAGGGGGCCAAGUAAAUACUACCAGUCAGUUGAAAGACUCUUGUGCCUUAGGGAUAGGUGAUUCGUUGGACUUUUUGGUCAAUCAUGGUUUACAAAGUCAGGACAGUUUUGGAAAGUGGAUUAACGACUUUAUCACCGAACCCCUAGGUUCAGUAGGUGACUCUGUGCUAGAAUUGUCAUCUGCUAAUGAUUCAUUCACCUCUCCGGAGCAAAUAUUUAGCAUAACUGAAGUCUCACCGGGAUGGGCCUAUUCAACUGAAAAGACAAAGAUUUUAGUCACUGGAGUCUUUCAUCAAGCUUAUCAACAUCUUGCUAAAUCCACUUUGUUUUGUGUAUGUGGUGAUUUGUGUACCCCAGCAGAAAUUGUUCAGGUUGGGGUUUAUCGCUGUUUGUUAUCUCAGCAUUCCCCGGGACUAGUGAACCUGUAUAUGAGCCUUGAUGGCCAUAAGCCCAUCAGCCAAGUGCUUGGUUUUGAGUAUUGUACUCCUUUAUCGCAUGACCGGAUAUUUCCUACAGAAGAUGAGUCCAGGCAGGAGGAGUUCCAAUUGCAGAUGAGGCUUGCUUAUUUGCUCUUCUCUACUUCCAAGAGCCUCGACAUUUUGUUGGGUAAUAAAGUAUCGCCAAAUAUCCUGAAAGGGGUUAAGAAGUUUGCUCAAAAAACUACUAACAUGUCUGAUUGUUGGAAAUAUUUGAUGAAGUCAUUUGAAGAAAACCGGGUUUCAUCUACACAAGCAAAAGAUAGUUUACUUGAAAUUGCUUUGAAAAACAGGCUAAGAGACUGGUUGUUGGAAAGAAUAAUCGAAGGUGGUAAAACAAACGAACAUGAUACUCAAGGUCAAGGAGUUCUUCAUUUGUGUGCCAUUCUUGGUUAUACUUGGGCUAUGUAUCUAUAUUCAUGGUCUGGUCUCUCACUGGAUUUUCGUGAUAAACAUGGAUGGACAGCUCUUCAUUGGGCAGCAUUUUAUGGGCGGGAAAAAAUGGUUGCUGUUCUUUUAUCUGCAGGGGCAAAGCCAAACUUGGUGACAGACCCCACCACCCGGAAUCCAAACGGUUACACUGCUGCUGAUCUUGCAUCUUUGAAGGGUUAUGAGGGGCUAGCCGCUUAUCUUUCGGAAGAGGCUCUAGUAGCACAUUUCAAUGAUAUGGCCGUAGCAGGAAACGCUAGUGGCUCUCUGCAAACCAGUAGAACAGAGGCAACAAACUCGGAGAACCUUAAUGAAGAUGAACUAUAUUUGAAAGAAUCUUUAGCAGCUUAUAGAACAGCUGCUGAUGCAGCUUCACGGAUACAGACUGCAUUUAGGGUGCAUUCCUUGAAAUUACGAACUAAAGCAAUUGAGUCUUCCCAUCCAGAGGAUGAAACACGGAAUAUAGUUGCUGCUAUGAAGAUUCAACAUGCCUUUCGCAACUAUGAGAUUAAGAAAAAGAUGACUGCUGCUGCCCGUAUCCAAUACAGUUUCCUUACUUGGAAAAUGCGUAAAGAUUUCCUUAACAUGCGCCGCCAGGCUAUCAAAAUCCAAGCUGUUUUUCGGGGCUUCCAAGUAAGGAGACAGUACCAUAAGAUUCUGUGGUCAGUUGGUGUGCUUGAGAAAGCAAUUCUGCGAUGGCGGUUUAAGAGAAAAGGUCUUCGUGGACUACAAAUUAACACAGCUGAAGAAGUCGCACAGCGAAGCCAAGAGAGUGACACAGAGGAGGGCUUCUUCAGAGAUGGUAGAAAACAAGCUGAAGAACGCGUAGUAAAAGCUGUUGUGCGAGUUCAAACUUUGUUCCGGUCAAAGAAAGCACAGCAGGAAUACCGGAGAAUGAAGUUGGCUCAUGAUAUGGCAAAGUUGGAAUAUGAAAACCUACGUGGCCUUCCUUCGGAUAUGGAUGCUUGCAGACAUUGAAGCUCAUAAUAGGGUAUUAAGCCGAUCUCUGUCCCGGUGUAUGUGCCAUUCAGAAUUAAGAUUAGGUUAUUAAGAAUUUUGAUUUCCAAAUGUGGUUUUGCAGAGUUGCAUGUUCUUUGCUAAUGAGCAAGUUCAAUGGCCUUAAUAAUUAA
Messenger RNA from Gossypium raimondii (Peruvian cotton), 4093 nucleotides. RefSeq names its product calmodulin-binding transcription activator 5. The coding region runs from base 1209 to 3941 and encodes 910 amino acids. Gene Ontology annotation, molecular function: double-stranded DNA binding; transcription coregulator activity; protein binding. Lineage: Eukaryota; Viridiplantae; Streptophyta; Magnoliopsida; Malvales; Malvaceae. The transcript has 16 exons. Gene Ontology annotation, biological process: regulation of transcription by RNA polymerase II. The record is from RefSeq and is a predicted model, not a curated record. Gene Ontology annotation, cellular component: nucleus.